GAGCACGUUGGAAUCUCCCACAAAUAUUCCUUCUCUCCCCCUUGAUUUCUCUGCCUGGAAUUUAACUUGGGUCAUGAAAGACUCUUCCCCAUUCUUCCCUCACAGCGGACAACAUGUGUUUGACUGCAAUUUUGAAUUGCCUUGUGAGCUGGAAUAUUCUCCUCCACUGAAGGACAAAGAAAACCACAACAGGACCUGGCACAGAGUGAGUGCAGAGGAGCUAAACUUUUUGGAUGGACCAAAGAGAGAUCACUCUGAGGAUUCACCAAGAGGUUCAUUCCUGUUCCUCAAUACAUCAGAAAGCAUGAGCCCCAUCAUCUUGAGCCCCUGGCUGAGGAGCAGUAGUGAGCAAUGCACUAUGCAGGUGUCUGUGUACAGGCAUCUCCAACAAAGCGGGGACUAUAUUGCUCGGCUUCUCCCUGCUGACGAAAGUAGCAGUGAAAUCCUGUUGGCCCCAAGUCAAGAGAAACAUGGAUGGGUGCUUCUGCAGAAGAGAGUUGGACACCUUAAGAAACCUUUUCGGAUCUCACUGGAAUAUGUUGCUAGUGGGAACAGGAGUGUAGCUGCCAUGGACUCCUUUGCAAUGAAGAACUGCAGUUCAGGAUCUUCUUCUGGCUCCAAAAUGGCCCUACAGGGUUCCUUCAACUGUUGGAAUGGAACAGUAAUCAAACUGGGGCAGGCAUGUGAUUUCAUCAGGGACUGCGCAGAGGGAGAGGACGAGGGAGAUAUGUGCAAAAAGCUCCCCCCUGGCUUUUACUGUUCGUUUGAAGAAGAGGACUGCGGCUGGACCCAGGGCUCUCCCGCCUCUCUCACUUCUCCAUGGCAGAUCGGAAACCUGGAAUAUAGCCACUUCCCUUCACUGGAAGGCUCUGCACUCUUGCUGAAUACCAGUAAGGUCCCAGUGGCAGAAACAACCAUCGUGACCAGCGCUGUGUUUCCAGCUCCAAUUAGGAAUUCUCCCUGUGAGCUCCGAAUGUCAUGGCUCAUCCACGGCUUCUUGUUUGGAAAUAUUUCCCUGGUCCUUGUCGAGAACAAAACGGGGAAGGAACAGAGCAGGACGUUCUGGCACUUCACUAACAGUGAAGGUUUGGGAGUCUGGCAGUGGAUGGUUUUAUCUCUUCCUGACGUGUCAGACAGGUUUUGGCUUCAGAUCAUCACUUCAUGGGAGGAAGAAUCCGAUGCCAUUAUUGCUUUUGACAAUGUGUCUCUUAGCCUGGACUGUUAUCUAACAAUCAAUGGAGAGAAGACAUCUCGAGAUGCAGCUCCGGAUUCGAGCAAUCUGUUCAUCAAAGGAGACAGCCAGAAAAGGAUCAGAUUGGAACAAAAGAUUCUGGAGAGCCUCCAACUCAGCACUGUUCCCAUCUCUGGUCCUGCAGAUCAGUGGUUGUUCACCACAUGUGGUGCCAGUGGACCGCAGGGACCCACUCAGACCCAGUGCAACGACGCCUAUAGGAACUCCAAUCUCAGUGUUAUAGUGGGGGCUGAAGGAAUUCUUCAAGGUGUGCAGAUCUGGAGAGUACCAGCAACCAAUACUUACAGCAUCUCAGGCUAUGGAGCAGCUGGUGGGAAAGGAGGGAAGAAUACUAUGGUGAGGUCCCAUGGUGUGUCCAUAUUGGGGAUUUUUGACCUCCAAAAGGAUGAUGCCUUAUACAUCUUGGUGGGCCAGCAAGGAGAAGAUGCCUGCCCUAGUACUAACCAUGUUAUACAGAAAGUAUGCAUUGGAGAGAAUAACGUGAUUGAAGAGGAGAUUCGAGUGAACAGGAGUGUCCAUGAAUGGGCAGGAGGAGGUGGUGGAGGGGGAGGAGCAACGUAUAUAUUUAAGAUGGAGAAUGGAGAACCAGUCCCCUUGAUAAUUGCAGCAGGAGGUGGUGGCAGGGCCUACAGGGCCAAAACAGAUACUUUUCAUCCAGAAAGGCUGGAGAAUGAUUCAUCUGUUCCAGGGCUGAAUGGAAAUUCAGGAGCUGCAGGUGGUGGAGGUGGCUGGAAUGAUAACACUUCCUUCCUGUGGUCAGGAAAGUCCUUGCUGGAAGGUGGCAAUGCUGCAGCGGACAAUGACCCAGAGAUGGAUGGGGAGGAUGGUGUGUCCUUUAUUAGUCCACUGGGUACUUUAUACACCCCCGCACUGAAAGUGACAGAGGGGCACGGAGAGGUGGCUAUUAAGCUGCACCUCAACUGCAGCCACUGUGAGCUUGAUGAGUGCCGUGUUGAUCUGGAGACUCAAAAAGUCAUUUGCUUCUGUGAGCCUGGGACAGACCUGGCUGAUGAUGGUGUCUCUUGUGUAGCUGAUCCCGUGGCUCAUCUCCCCCUCUCCUUGGUCUUGUCUGUAGUGACGUCAGCACUGGUGGCUGCUCUCAUUCUGGCUUUUUCCGGGAUCAUGAUAGUGUAUCGCCGGAAACACCAGGAGCUGCAAGCCAUGCAGUUGGAAUUACAGAGCCCCGAGUACAAACUGAGCAGACUGCGCACCUCCACUAUUAUGACGGACUACAAUCCCAACUACUGCUUUGCAGGAAAGACCACCUCCAUCAGUGAUCUCAAAGAGGUGCCUCGGAAAAAUAUCUCCCUCAUAAGGGGUUUGGGCCAUGGAGCCUUUGGCGAAGUAUAUGAAGGUCAGGUGGUGGGGAUCCCCAGUGACCCCAGUCCCUUGCAGGUGGCUGUGAAGACAUUGCCAGAGAUGUGUUCAGAGCAAGAUGAGCUGGAUUUCCUUAUGGAAGCUCUUAUUAUCAGCAAGUUCAACCACCAGAACAUCGUGCGCUGUAUUGGGGUCAGCUUGCAGGCGCUGCCACGCUUCAUCCUGCUGGAGCUUAUGGCUGGAGGGGACCUGAAAUCCUUCCUGAGGGAGACACGGCCUCGACCGAGCCAGCCCUCUUCCCUUUGCAUGCUGGACUUGCUACAUGUGGCUCGCGACAUUGCAUGUGGCUGUCAGUAUUUGGAAGAAAACCACUUCAUUCACAGGGACAUUGCUGCCAGGAACUGUCUCCUUACUUGUCAAGGGCCUGGAAGAGUAGCUAAAAUUGGAGAUUUUGGAAUGGCCCGGGACAUAUACAGGGCCAGCUAUUAUCGAAAGGGCGGGUGUGCCAUGCUGCCAGUCAAAUGGAUGCCACCUGAGGCCUUUAUGGAAGGAAUAUUUACAUCAAAAACUGAUACAUGGUCCUUUGGUGUGUUGCUGUGGGAGAUAUUCUCUCUUGGAUAUAUGCCUUAUCCUAGCAAAAGUAACCAGGAGGUUCUGGAGUUCGUAACAAAUGGAGGAAGGAUGGAUCCACCCAAAAACUGCCCUGGCCCUGUGUAUCGUAUAAUGACCCAGUGCUGGCAGCACCAGCCUGAAGACAGGCCAAACUUUGCCAUAAUACUGGAGAGGAUUGAAUACUGCACCCAGGAUCCUGAUGUCAUCACCACCGCUUUACCUGUGGAAUAUGGCCCAUCCAUUGAGGAGGAGGAGAAGGUUCCAAUGCGCCCAGAAGACCCCAAAGCAAUCCCUCCUCUGGUGAUCUCCCCACACCAAAAGAGAGAGGGUGACAAGCAGGCCCUGCCUUCUCCACCCCCUCUGCCUUCAGCCGUCACAGCUGGAAAACCUUUGGCAAAAGUGGCAGCCCCCGAGCCUCUGGUCCCUGUUAAUAUGCGACCAGCCCUCGAAGCGGGACACAUCAACAUGGCCUAUGCGCAGUCCACCCCGGCUUCUGACCUUCAGAAAGGCAGGGGGUCCAGAAAUAAGCCCACCAAUCUCUGGAAUCCAACAUAUGGCUCCUGGUUUGCAGAGAAGCCUGUCAUCAAAAACAAUUCUCUGCUGGAGAAAGAGGUGUCCGAGAGGGAGAAUUUGGGGCACGAAGGAAACUGUACUGUGGGGCCUGGUGUCGUGACUAGCAGGCUGCCAGGCUCCUCUCUGCUCUUAGAACCGUCUUCACUAACAGCCAGUGUGAAAGAAGUGCCUCUCUUUAGGCUCCGCCACUUCCCCUGUGGGAACGUCAACUAUGGAUACCAACAGCAGGGCUUACCCCUGGAAACCUCUGCCCCACCUUGCGCUAGCAAUUAUGAGGACUCUGUCCUUAGAAACAAGAGCCACGUAGUCCAUCAGGGGCCUUGAGAGCCCUCUGCACUCUUGACUCUCAUUCUGUGUGGCUCUUGAGCUUGGAGAGUAUUGUCCUUGUCAUCCAAGAGAGAGCAGACAACGCUAACUUUCAUUAUGUGCCAACUAGCUCUGAAGUGCCACCCUUUGAAGCCGUGUUUUCAGAUAACCCAAGAAGCUUCAACUCAUUGGAGCCUCUGCUACUACUACUACGAGAAAGGGGGGAUAUUAACGUUAACUGCAAGGCCCAGCUUUCGGUUGCAUAAACGUAUAUGCAUGGUCAUUGUCGUGUCGUGCCCUUCCCUGUGUGCUUCUUCUCAAUUGUGUAUGCUCCGCUUAAAUGUAAGGUCAGGUUUCACUGCCUGAGUAUUUCAUGUUUGGGGUUUUCCUUGCCAAGCUGCUGGUUGCUGUGGAAUGGGACUCUUAAAAUCCCCUAUGGAUGGCAGAGGUUUGAGGUGGCUUGGGAAAGAACCAUUUAUUCAAAACAAAAAGGAUAAAACAUCUUUGAAUGAAGACACCAGGGAACAUUCCCAAGCUGCAUUACUGCAGUAACAUAGUCUGCACCAGCCCUUGAAUAUGCAGUAAUUACGGUAUCAUUGGCAAGGCAAUGGAAAGAUGCCAGUCACACUGUCUGGUUUGUGAGUAAGAUGGGAAGAUAACUAACUGUAGAGGAAGAGAAUGAAGUGCAAAAGGAGGAGGAUUUAUAUUUUUUUCAGACCCAAAGCCAAGGACAGUACUGGCCCCUUAAAAUUCUUUCUAUGCUACAGAAAGGAAACACCGGGUUCUACAGGAACUUCUUGUUAUUCAGUGGAAUUCAGAUGGAAUUUUACAGGGCCAGUUUUGUGUGAGAGAGACGUUAAAAAGGCCUUUACAGGGAGAAGUCACCAGUAGAUGGAAAUACAAAGGUCUGAAAUGCCCUUUACUAACAACUCCAACCAGAAGGCUUGACUUUGUACCCUCAUCUGAUUCUAGGCAGUGUCUGCAUUUCAAGGGUUCAUUACCCUCGUUCCUUUAACAGAAUUCUUGUAUGCUAGUCUGUUAAAAAACCAAAGCUGCACUGCUGCAUUCGGUACACCUUGUGCAUGAAACGUGUGUUGUUACAAUAUACACAUAAGAGUUGAAUUCAGAUGUACAUUAAUCAUUUACAAUAUACUCCGCUGGGGCUGCUGAAGCAGCAGUGCUGUCUAAAAUACACGGUGCCUAUUUCCAUAGAAAUAGGUCUAUCGGAGCAGCAGCAAAGGAAUAUAGAAGAGAUGGGGCUGGAUCCAAGACCUUUAACGUUGGGGGAGUGGUUCAGCAUCCAGUCCUGGAUCCAAACUUUGCAGUAAAAUCUCUAACGAAAGAAACCAGAGCCCCAUAUCAAAACACCCCAGGCUUUGGGGUGUCAGAGAAAGAUCCAAAUCUGACAACUAUGACCUGAGACCCCCAUCUUUAAAGUGAAGUUCUUGUCCCUGCUCUGCCUUCCCCCACCCCUCUGGUAAAUAAUGCUGACGUCUUAGUAGCGUAAUGUUGAAAUUGUGCAUCAAACUUUUUUUUUUUAAUGAGGCUUAUGUUAGCAGGUCUGAAUUGUGAACUGUAAUGAUUCUGUGGGUGCUUUGGACUUCACUCAUCUGCUACUGGUAUGUCGCAUGUCAUGGCUGCAUGGAUUUCAUGUAGUGGGGACCAGAACUCAGGACCGUCUGUGGCAAAUACAGAGGCCUCUUCCACUUGAGCUAAAAGGAUAUUGAGGUGUCUAAUCCUCUCGGUGGACCAGCCACUAGAGGAGUGACUUGCUUCCAGACACUGGAUCAGGGCUGCCAUUCCAUCUAGCUUAGCACUGUUGCAUUCACACUACUCUUGCUACUACAAGAAGUGAAGAACUCUUCUACGGUCUCAGGAAAGACAACGUGUUCCAUGGGAGAACAAGGACUGAGCUUUACUGUGUACCAUCAAGGCUGUUUGCACUGCAAUAUUAUCCAUGUGGAACUGAAAUUUUCUUUAGACAUUUCAGCUUUCUUUUCCUUUUUAAAAAAGGGUCCAAAUGAAUUUUUUUCAAGCAGACCCCAAGGGAAAGCUUUUUGCUUUCUCUCACUCCUUUCAAGGCAAGAAACCGCUCUGAGUUUUUACUGCUCUACUAGCAUGUAUAGCUGAGGGCAGAACCUAGUCAUAUGGUCUUAAAGGAGCUAAAACCAUUGCUACCAUUUACAGCUGGCCCACAUGAACAGCAUGUUUUGGUCAGUGAAAAAUGGGGAACUGUAAUUCAGAUUUGCUGACAAUAUUUUCUUCUCCCAUACUUGGUGAGACUAGCGUAGGAUGAGAUCUUCAAAGAGGCACAAACCUCAGAUAGUUCUAAUGAAAUCUUCCUUUUGAUAGUCUCUGUGCAAAGUGCUUUGGACUAGGACAGUGGUGUUCAGCGUGCCGCUGGGCUUAGGAUCUGUUGAAUCAAGACUAGGUUUAGAGCUGAGGUUGAAUGCUGUGGAGCAAGAUUUUUAGCAUGAGAUUUUGGCCCAAAUGUCAGAACUCUGAGUUGGCAUUUCUCAUGAGGUUUCCAUCAUCUUGCAUAAUCAGUUUCAGACACAGCCACAACAUGACCAGCAAUGAGCUGCUUUUGUAGUUUUGGAGCCAGUGCAGACAUGGCCCCACAGAGGUAGGUCUGAAUUCAGCUACUGACAUACGUCUCCUGGUAUUGAGGCAUUCAGAACAUGUAGUUGUGACUUAUUUCUAAUACAAAAUGUGACCCAGCUCAUCACACACCCACCCUCCCCCCCUUCUUGUGCAGUUCAGUAUACUGCAUGGGCCGAUGCCUGUCACCAGUGACAGUGACCUCCAGCUUAGCACUGUGUGGAUCAUAUUCUGCCCUGUGCUACACGUAUACACCCACUCCCCCCUCAGAGUUGCAUUCAUGCUUUUAAACUCAUUGCUUAAUUGUAAGCCUCUCCGUAGUCUCGCUGACAAUGUGUUUGCAGGAUCAGGGCUUUAAUCCCUGCACACUAACCCCAGUAGUGUGGUAAUGAAAGGAAACUUCUCCUUGCUGCCGCCUGUUUGCUCUGUGGGUAAAAUAGCAUUUCACACUCCCAGUAUUGCACAGUGCCUGUUCGCUUGAAAUUUUUAUUGAUAAUAGUCUUGUCUAAAGGGGUUGCAAUAGGGUGUGGUAAUAGCUCUGCUUCACUUGGAUUGUCACUGCUCUGCUUUGUGAAAUGAUCUGCAGCAAUCAGUUCAGACAAGGAAUUAAAAAUGCAAUGGCUCAAGACAUGCAUAACGAGUUCUUUCCUAGCAGGUGGGAAGGGCAACUUCACAGCAGCCGGGUUUGUUACCUUUGUCACCACAUAGAACUACAAGGGAGGAGGGAUGAAGUUAGAACACAUGAAUGGGAUGAAAAACAGCUCAGUGUCUGCAUGGUCAUGCACUGAUUGAUGGAUAUUUCAGGUUGUUUUUUUUAAAAGUCUUUUAUUUUAGCUAUUCCCCCUCCCGCCCACCCAAAGUCUCCCUUGGAGGCUCUGACACUAUUCAGUGUUCAUAAGCCUAAUGCUGUAGGAUCCGCAUAAUGCCGCAGUCUUUUCACUGGUUACUCCAGCUGUAUACCAAAAGCAGACUUGUCCCACGAACAUGUGUGUGGGAGGGGAGGUUUGUAUGUAGAGGGGGAAAUUGAGGGCUUGCUUCAGGCAGGCUCUGUUUUAAAUGCCUGAUCAUGUGAGCUCACAUGAUUGGAGCACUUUGACAUGUCAUGUCUCCCAGGAGUCCCAUCUAAAACACUAGAAGCUAUUUUACACUUGUAACAAACUUUUGUCCAGAACCAAUAUUUUAAAAGUAAGCAUGUCUUGGAGUAACAGUUAUAUAAAAUGUUCAUGUACAUAGUUUAUAGUAGAAUCACAAGGCCCACAUGGGGGGGAAUACUAUCUCAUUGUAAAUGUCUUCAUUUGGCUAUCAUAUGUAGCUACCUUUAUGCUAUAGUGAAAUGUGGGUAGCACGACAGCCUAUAAGACACGUAGUGUGAUGGAAAAAUAACUACAGAAUAGCUGUAGGACAUUUAACAAACUGGUUAAAGCCCAUGUGGACUAGAGCUAGGCAGUAGUUGUUUCUUGUAGAAUUUCAGUAGGUUCUAGGUGGGUGCCCCCACCUAUGUACCUCAUCAGAGUUGUACAUUCAGGCAGCUAUAAGAUGAAUUACAACAGGGAAAGGAAGGGGUAUGGCAGUGUGAGAGGGGGACAUGGGCCAGGAAGUACAGGGCAAUGGCCUCCAUCUGCGUUUAGGUUGCUCCAUGUCAUGCUGGGACUGGCAGGGAGCUCAUGGGCAAGUUUACUUGAGGCCCCACAGUUUGUUUCAGGUAGCUGACUUGAGUUGAAAAAUGGUGAUGGCUUCAGCCUCUAAUGAACCAGUCAAGUGGCGCAUCCAACUGUAGCACCACCCGCUUCCCUUUCUGCGUCUGGGCAAAGGUGGUGCGUUGGCACAGAAGUCUCUGUGGUCUCAUUUCUACAAUGCAUGACAGGAUUAGUCUAUUGUCUCUUAAGAAGAGUUUGAUUUUUGCAAGCCUGGCCUAAAGCUGACACCAUCAGCUUAGUGUAAAAAAAAAACUUGAAAAACGAGUAGUAUAAAAAUCCUUUACAGGGAUAAAAGACCUCACAUGUUGCCUACCCCAUAUUCCUCAAAGGAGAGUAUCUGCAUCCAGCUUUUCUGGUCUGUAACACUGCUUCAUUAGAAUGUCUAUCACAGGUACAGCAGCUUAUGCAACACUAUGUAUAAAGGAAGGGCCUAUGCACUUCAGGGAUAUUAAAAGACAUACUAAUAUAUGGUCAUUGAGUAUUUUGUAUUGAAUAGUGUAUUUGUAUUGUAAACAAGUGUAGUGAACCAAACGGCAUGAAGAUAAAUAAAAUGACAAACUAA
Molecule: messenger RNA, 8920 nt
Organism: Chrysemys picta bellii (western painted turtle)
Lineage: Eukaryota; Metazoa; Chordata; Testudines; Emydidae
Gene: ALK
Product: ALK receptor tyrosine kinase
Biological process (GO): regulation of neuron differentiation; multicellular organism development; protein phosphorylation
Cellular component (GO): plasma membrane; signaling receptor complex
Molecular function (GO): ATP binding; transmembrane receptor protein tyrosine kinase activity; protein binding
Source: RefSeq, a predicted model, not a curated record